AUGCGCCCCCAGCGCCCCGCCGCCGCCCCCCGGCCCGGGCGCCCCGGCCUCCGGCUGCCGCUGCCGCUGCUGCUGCUCCUGCCGCUGCUGCUGCUGCCCGCGCCCGGCGCCAGCGAGCCCGCCAAGGCCAAGCCCAAGGCGCUGCGGCCGCGGGAGGUGGUGGACCUGUAUAACGGAAUGUGCUUACAAGGGCCUGCAGGCGUUCCUGGUCGAGAUGGGAGCCCUGGGGCCAAUGGUAUUCCCGGCACCCCGGGGAUCCCGGGUCGGGAUGGAUUCAAAGGAGAAAAGGGGGAAUGCCUGAGGGAGACCUUCGAGGAGUCCUGGACACCGAACUACAAGCAGUGCUCGUGGAAUUCGCUGAAUUACGGCAUAGAUCUUGGGAAAAUUGCGGAGUGCACGUUCACUAAGAUGCGCUCCAACAGCGCUCUCCGCGUCCUGUUCAGCGGCUCGCUCCGGCUCAAGUGCAGAAGCGCGUGCUGCCAGCGUUGGUAUUUCACGUUCAACGGAGCCGAAUGUUCAGGGCCUCUUCCCAUUGAAGCCAUCAUUUAUUUGGACCAAGGGAGCCCAGAACUGAAUUCAACCAUUAACAUCCACCGCACCUCUUCCGUGGAAGGACUCUGUGAAGGAAUCGGUGCCGGGUUAGUGGAUGUUGCUAUCUGGGUUGGUACUUGUUCAGAUUACCCCAAAGGAGAUGCCUCUACUGGGUGGAAUUCAGUGUCUCGCAUCAUUAUUGAAGAACUUCCAAAAUAA
This is a messenger RNA of Pipistrellus nathusii (Nathusius's pipistrelle), 750 nucleotides long. The record is from the annotation of a GenBank genome assembly. NCBI's taxonomy places the organism in Eukaryota, Metazoa, Chordata, Mammalia, Chiroptera, Vespertilionidae.